CUCAACUACACAUCAUGGAGAGAGAUGAACCGCGACAUUUGGACAAGAUUCUCAUCAAGAAUCUGGUUCUUAAGAACGUAACUGGUGUCGACUCGUGGCAACGCUUAAAGUCACAGCCUGUGGUGAUCAAUGUGUGGCUCUAUACGGACAUUACUGCUGCUGGCAAUUCAGAUCACGUUACAAGCUCGAUCCACUAUGGCCAUGUUACCAAAGCCAUUUCCAAGCUGACUGAAACCGGCACCUUCAAGUCGAUAGAAGAAUUAGGUCAUGCGAUUCUGCGUCUCUGCUGUGUCGAUUUCGAUGCCGUACGAACAAUGGUCAAGGUCGAACAACCCAAGGCGCUUUUGCAUGCUGCAGCAGCUGGUGUCCAACUAUCGCGCACCAAACAAGACUUUGAAGGCAUCACUGAUAAGCAGCAACAAACCACGGGCGAUGCAUCUGGUUUGGGCAAGGAUGAUAUUGUCUUUGUCAAGGACUUGCGGCUCUCGACAAUCAUUGGUGUGAACCCAUGGGAACGCGAGGAAAAGCAAGUAGUGGUUGUUAAUCUGACCGUGUACCCAUCCAAACUGUUGGCCGACGAGUCGAGCAAGUCGCACCAUAUGCGUACUAUGGUACGUACUUUGACACGAUAUAUUGAGUCGUCCGGGUACAAGACUGUUGAAGCAUUUGCCGUUGCUCUUGCGCGUAUCGCCAUUGAAAAAUGCCAUGUCAACAAGAUUCGCGUGCGACUGGAAAAACCCAGCGCUAUUUUGUUUGCCGAUGCAUCCGGUAUUGAAGUGACCCGCGAUCGCACAUGGUUGAACCAGGUUUUGGAACAAGAGAGAAAGGCCAACCGCGUGUUUGCUCAUCACCAACAAAGCGACGCUGUCGGCAAAGAAGUACCCGCAACCUAUACGCAAAUCGCCUAUAUUGCGCUUGGCAGCAACGUUGGCGACCGCGUGAAAAACCUGUACACUGCGUUGGACAUGCUCGAGAGUGAUUGUAGUUCUGUAGUCUUGGAUACGAGUUUCUUGUACGAAACACCGCCCAUGUACUACAUCGAGCAACCUGCUUUCUUAAACGCUGUGUGCAAGAUUGCUACCUGCUUGGAGCCCCAGCAGUUGCUGGAACGACUAAAGCACGUCGAAUCAGCACUUGGUCGCGAGGCCAGUUUCCGCAAUGCACCUCGACCUGUCGAUCUCGAUAUCCUGUUUUACAAUGAUCUUGUCAUGGAAACCGAUACAUUGACGAUCCCACACAUCGGUAUCCAGGAGCGUGAGUUUGUUCUCUGGCCCUUGUGCGACAUUGCUAAGGAUAUGGAGCAUCCGAAAUUGUACAAGACGUGCGGCCAGCUUUUGUCGCAAUUGCUCAAGGUCUCUGCCGAAACCGACAGUGGCCCACAGCAGAUUGAUAAAGUGAUUCCUAUCCAGCAGAACCAGUCGUGGAAGUGGAAAACCAAGACGUACAUUAUGGGUAUUCUCAAUACGACGCCAGACAGUUUCUCGGAUGGCGGCAGCUAUGUGGAUGUGGACAAGGCCGUGGCAGCUGCUGAACGCAUGAAAGAAGAAGGCGCAGAUAUCAUUGAUGUCGGUGGCAUGUCGACACGUCCAGGUGCAGACGACCAGUUUCCCGAAGAAGAAGAAAUCAGUCGUGUGGUGCCAGUGAUCAAGAAACUGCGCGAGCGUGGAUUCGAUCUGCCCAUUUCAAUCGAUACCUUCCGUGCUUCUGUGGCUGAAGCUGCUGUUAAAGCUGGCGCUACACUCAUCAACGAUAUCAGCGGUGGUGCACGCGAUCCCAAUAUGCUGUCAGUCAUGGCCAAGACCAAGGUACCCGUGUGCUUGAUGCACAUGCGUGGUGACGCCAAGACCAUGAUGUCCCAGGACAAUGUAAAAUACGAAAACGAUGAUGUGGUGGAAGAUGUUACUCGUCAGCUCCAUACGCUUGUCCAAAACGCAUUGGCAGCCGGUGUGUAUCGGUGGAACCUCAUCAUUGAUCCAGGUUUGGGCUUCGCAAAGACUGCUAAACACGACAUUGAAAUUUUGCGUCGCUUGGGUGAUAUGGUACAAGGCACCGACUCUGUGUUGGAUGGCUUCCCUUCGUUGAUGGGCCCGAGUCGCAAGAAGUUUAUUGGCAACUUGACUGGUGUCCAAGAAGCCGACAAGCGUUCUUUCGGCACUGCGGGUGCAGUUGCGGCUAGCAUUGCGGGCGGCGCGAAUAUUCUUCGUGUGCAUGACGUUCGUCCCAUGUGGGAAGUUACCCAAGUUUGCGAUUCCAUCUGGAGACGAAACUAAAGUAUCUCUUCUAUCUCUCUGGUGUACAUUUCUUACUCUUUCUUAUCAGUUUCACUUACUGCUCUUCUUUUCUCAUUCAAUUGUUUGAUAUUUUCUUGUUCUCUCGCAUGUAUAUAAUUUUCAACAAUUUGUACAAAUUUAAAACUUGUUCAUCACUGCUUCUUUUUAUUCCACUAAUGGUUCAACAGCGUCAAUUUAUAUUAAAACAAAAACACA
Molecule: messenger RNA, 2486 nt
Organism: Zychaea mexicana
Lineage: Eukaryota; Fungi; Mucoromycota; Mucoromycetes; Mucorales; Lichtheimiaceae
Product: Dihydropteroate synthase-like protein
Exons: 1
Coding region: 15-2270 (751 amino acids)
Biological process (GO): tetrahydrofolate biosynthetic process
Cellular component (GO): mitochondrial envelope
Molecular function (GO): dihydroneopterin aldolase activity; 2-amino-4-hydroxy-6-hydroxymethyldihydropteridine diphosphokinase activity; dihydropteroate synthase activity
Source: RefSeq, a predicted model, not a curated record